Molecule: messenger RNA, 801 nt
Organism: Parnassius mnemosyne (clouded apollo)
Lineage: Eukaryota; Metazoa; Arthropoda; Insecta; Lepidoptera; Papilionidae
Source: the annotation of a GenBank genome assembly
AUGGCGUCGGGUGCAGCAGCAAUGCGUGACCGUAAGGUAAAACCACAAUGGAAGCGGACUAGGCGUAUUAUGGCUUUGGUGCCUCCUGCAUGCGCCCCUUCUGAUAGUAGCAAUACUUCAGAAGAUGAAGACCAGGUUCCUAAAUUACUAGAACACGUUGAGGCGAAUGACUUAUCUGAUUUUAGUUCCGAGCCAAAAUCAAUAGAGUCUUCUUUAGAAAGGUUAAAUAUCCUGGACGAUCUAUCUGAUAAAGACCUAAUAGUGGAUCAAACAAAUUUAUAUGCUGUACAAUGUGGAGGGGGGCAAGCGAAAGGCAUAAAUAUAUCCAAAAAUGAUAUUCGUGACUUUCUCGGCAUAACCAUUUUAAUGGGAGUAGUGAAAAUGCCAUCUUACAGGGACUAUUGGAGUCAAACGUUAAGACAUGCACCUAUUGCCGAUGUCAUGCCCCUGAAAAAGUAUGAAAAAAUUAGAAAAUACCUCCAUUUUUCGAAUAAUAUCGAUGCAAAUGAUGAUCGUUACUUUAAAAUACGUCCCAUCCUCGAGAAAAUAAGACAAACCUGCCUAUUAGUUAAAGAAGAAGGAAGGUACCGCAUCGAUGAAAUGAUGGUACCCUAUAAGGGCACUAGGGCAGGCAGCCGCCGGCAGUAUCUGCCAAAAAAACCCAAAAAAUGGGGCUUCAAAAUGUUUAUACGAGCAGGAGUUUCGGGGCUAGUAUAUGAUUUUUUGCCCUAUGGUGAUGACAAUACUUUUAGGGGCGUGUCAUUUAACGAGUAUGAAAACAGCCUUGGCUUAGGGGCUUAA